Molecule: messenger RNA, 795 nt
Organism: Cygnus olor (mute swan)
Lineage: Eukaryota; Metazoa; Chordata; Aves; Anseriformes; Anatidae
Gene: ENOPH1
Product: enolase-phosphatase 1
Exons: 6
Coding region: 1-795 (264 amino acids)
Molecular function (GO): acireductone synthase activity; magnesium ion binding
Source: RefSeq, a predicted model, not a curated record
AUGUGGUGCUGCGGGGCGGCGCCGUGCUCGGCCCUGGUCGCAGCCCCGCAGGGCGGCGGGGGGCUGAGGGCGCGGGUUGCCGUGUGCCUGCAGGAGACCUUGUUCCCCUACGUCAGAGACAACCUGAGGGACUACCUGCGCGCCCACUGGGAGGAGGAGGAGUGCCAGCGGGACGUCGGCCUCCUGAGGAAGCAGGCCCAGGAGGACGCCGGCCUGGACGGAGCCGUGCCGAUCCCCUUGGAGAGCGGAAGCGGGGACGAGGAGCUGGAGCGGGUGAUCCAGGCUGUGGUGGACAACGUGCUCUGGCAGAUGGCUCUGGACAGAAAGACCACGGCGCUCAAACAGCUGCAGGGACACAUGUGGCGGGCAGCCUACACCACGGGGCACGUGAAAGGAGAAGUCUUCGAGGACGUGGUGCCAGCCAUCCGGAAGUGGAGGGAAGCGGGCAUGAAGGUCUACAUCUACUCCUCAGGCAGCGUCGAAGCCCAGAAGCUUCUGUUCGGAUACUCUACAGAAGGUGAUAUCCUAGAGCUCUUCGAUGGCCACUUUGAUACCAAAAUAGGCCCCAAGGUAGAAAGCGAGAGCUACAGGAGGAUCGCCGCGAGUAUAGGAUGCGCCACUAACAACAUCCUCUUCCUGACCGACGUCCCUCGAGAAGCGAACGCAGCCGAGGAAGCGGACACUCACGUGGCUGUGGUGAUCAGACCUGGCAACGCAGGACUGACGGACGAUGAGAAAUCCUAUUACAGCCUCAUCUCAUCUUUCACUGAACUUUUCCUGCCUUCCUCCACUUAG